This is a messenger RNA of Phialemonium atrogriseum, 2026 nucleotides long. Its product is annotated as Aldo/keto reductase family-domain-containing protein. Gene Ontology annotation, biological process: dehydro-D-arabinono-1,4-lactone biosynthetic process. Bases 409 to 1746 code for a protein of 445 amino acids. NCBI's taxonomy places the organism in Eukaryota, Fungi, Ascomycota, Sordariomycetes, Cephalothecales, Cephalothecaceae. Gene Ontology annotation, molecular function: D-arabinose 1-dehydrogenase [NAD(P)+] activity. The record is from RefSeq and is a predicted model, not a curated record. Gene Ontology annotation, cellular component: cytosol. The transcript has a single exon.
CCCAGUUAUCGUUAUCUCUUGAAUUUGGGUGCAGUUUCCGCUGUUAUCAGAUGGAAAAAGUUACUCCCCAAAAUUUCCCGAUUGCCGGAUGUUCCUGCAGCACCGGUUGCCGCUGGUCGAGAACCUCCCGUCUGUGAGCGAGCCUCUUAACGAGUGUCGCCUGCUUCUUUUUCGCUUGUCUCUUCUUGCCCUCUCUCUCCCUCACCUGUGGACUGGCUUCAUUUUGAGGGUUCAACUCCGAGAGACCCCACCACCCAAUCUCAAGAACGGAUAAACAUUGAAUACAUCCGUCAUGGACACCACAGGAUGAUACCAGUCUUGCCUCUCGGUGCACUCUGAACCCGCGUCCGACUCCCAUCCCCAUCCCCUACAGCACCGUCCCGACGACUACGACGACCGCUCGCCACAAUGGCAGCUCCCCGGUCCCCCGCGCCGCCGCUCUCGGCCGUCCUCCCACCCCUCAUCCUCGGCACCGCGACCUUCAACACCCAGUACGUCACGGACCCUCUCUCGAUGCCCUACGAGCGCAUCGUUAGCCGCGCCCUCGAGCUGGGCGUCACCGCCUUCGACACGAGCCCCUACUACGGCCCCUCCGAGGACCUCCUGGGCCGCGCGCUCGCCGCCCUCGACCCGCCGCCCCCGCGCUCCUCCCUCACGCUCAUCACCAAGGCCGGGCGCGUCGGCCCCUCCGAGUUCGACUACAGCCCCUCGCACAUCCGCCGCAGCGUAUUCCGCAGCCUCCGGCGCCUGCGCACCCCUUACCUCGACCUCGUCUACGCGCACGACGUCGAGUUCGUCUCCCCGGCCGAGGUCCUCUCGGCCGUGCGCGAGCUGCGCCGCCUCCGCGACGACGACCAAGGGGGCGCCGGGCCCGUCGUCCGCCACGUCGGCAUCAGCGGCUACCCCGUGGACGUGCUCUGCGACCUCGCCGAGCUCGUGCGCCGCGAGACGGGCGAGCCGCUCGACGCCGUCAUGAGCUACGGCCACUUCACCGUGCAGAACCGCACCCUCGGCCUGCCCCUCGGCCACGACGACUCACAACCAACACCAACAACAGCAGCAGCAGCAGCAACGAGCCCCCUAGCCCGCCUCCGCGCCGCCGGCGUAGGCGUCGUCCUCAACGCCAGCAUGCUCGGCAUGGGCCUCCUGACCUCGGCCGGCAUCCCGCCCGACCCGACGGCAUCACCCCCGACCACCGACAACAGCCACUCGCCCCUCGCAAAGUGGCACCCCUCCCCGCCGGCCCUGCGCCUCGCCUGCAAACGCCUCUCCGCCCUCGCCGCCGCGGCGGGCGAGCGCCUCGAGAGCGUCGCGAUCCGCUGGUCGCUGGGGGAGUGGGCGCGGGUGGCGGGCGGCGCGGGGGUCGGCGUCCCGGUCUCGGUCCCGGGGCACGCGGGGGUUGUCGUGGGCGCGAGCGUCAUGGGCGUUACGUCUGUGGCGGAGCUGGAGGAGACGGUGGGGGAGUGGGAGGGCGUGCUGGUUGGGAGGAGGAGGGCGGUGGAGGAGGAGGAGGGAGGUGGUGAUGGGGGCCGCGACGGGAAGAUCGUCCGUCUUGUUGAGGAGGAGAUGUGGCCUGCGCUUGGGGCUGAGUGGUUGGAUUAUAGCUGGGCUAGCCCCGGGGAGGGGUUUGUGAAUCAGAGGGAGGCUAGGCGAGAUGUCCUUGGGGACGAUGGGGUUGUGGAGGUGUUCCAAGGGGUGAAAACGAGGGUUACGGUGGUUGUGAAGGAGACGGUAGUGUCGGGAUAAAAAAGGCAGAUGUGAAUACGGCCUGUUUUACAACAGUUUUGGCAUACGCGUUGAUUUGAUCAAUGAAGGAAGGAUGGCUGCAUCGGUACUGGCAUAACGAGCAUUCUAUUGAGCACAUGUAGGCUAUGUUUAAUGCCAAAACAUCUUGCUUGAGAUUAGCAGUGUCGAUGAUCCAUUUGUGCGUGUUGAAUGGCGACCAUGGGAAAAAGAAGGUGAAUUGUUCCAUCCCAGACGCCAACUUCUGCCAUCCCCCAAAUCCACCCCUUUCCAUGUCCAUAUC